Trichechus manatus latirostris (Florida manatee) is the source of this 1410-nucleotide messenger RNA. It is a transcript of the gene KRT15, whose product is annotated as keratin 15. The record is from RefSeq and is a predicted model, not a curated record. Bases 1 to 1410 code for a protein of 469 amino acids. The transcript is spliced from 8 exons. Gene Ontology annotation, molecular function: structural molecule activity. Gene Ontology annotation, biological process: intermediate filament organization; epithelial cell differentiation. Gene Ontology annotation, cellular component: cytoskeleton. NCBI's taxonomy places the organism in Eukaryota, Metazoa, Chordata, Mammalia, Sirenia, Trichechidae.
AUGAGCACCACAUUUCUGCAGACCUCGUCCUCCACCUUUGGGGGUGGCUCUACCCGGGGGGUUUCCCUCCGAGCUGGGGGGCACUGCUUUGGUGGGGACAGUCUCUAUGGGGGAGGUGGAGGCCGUAGCAUCUCAGCUUCUUCUACUAGGUUUGUGUCUUCGGGGUCAGGAAGGGGCUAUGGAGGAGGCAUGAGUGGUGGCUUUGGUGGAGGGGCAGGUGGUUUCGGUGGAGAGUUUGGAGGUAGACUUGGAGGUGGUUUUGGUGGGGGUCUCUGUGGUGGCUUUGGUGACUUUGGUGGUGGCAAUGGCGGUCUCCUCUCUGGCAACGAGAAGAUCACCAUGCAGAACCUCAAUGACCGCCUGGCCUCCUACCUGGACAAGGUGCGUGCCCUGGAGGAGGCCAAUGCCGACCUGGAGCUGAAGAUCCGCGACUGGUACCAGAAGCAGAGCCCAACCAGCCCGGAGUGGGACUACAGUCACUACUUCCAGACCAUUGAGGAGCUCCGGGACAAGAUCCUGGCAGCCACCAUUGACAACUCCCGUGUCAUCCUGGAGAUCGAUAAUGCCAGGCUGGCCGCGGAUGACUUCAGACUCAAGUAUGAGAACGAGCUGGCCCUGCACCAAAGUGUGGAGGCCGACAUCAACGGCCUGCGCAGGGUGCUGGACGAGCUGACCCUGGCCAGGACUGACCUGGAGAUGCAAAUCGAGAGUCUGAAUGAGGAACUGGCCUACCUGAAGAAAAACCACGAGGAGGAGAUGAAAGAGUAUGGCAGCCAGCUGGCUGGCCAGGUCAAUGUGGAGAUGGACGCAGCACCAGGAGUGGAUCUGACCCGAGUGCUGGCUGAGAUGCGGGAGCAAUAUGAGGCCAUGGCAGAGAAGAACCGCCGGGAUGCUGAGGCCUGGUUCUUCAGCAAGACUGAGGAAUUGAACAAGGAGGUGGCCUCCAACACAGAAAUGAUCCAGACCAGCAAGACAGAGAUCACAGACCUGCGACGCACUCUCCAGGGCCUUGAGAUUGAGCUUCAGUCCCAGCUCAGCAUGAAAGCGGGCCUGGAGAGCUCCCUGGCAGAGAUUGAGUGCUGCUACGCCAUGCAGCUGCAGCAGAUCCAGGGGCUCAUCAGCAGCCUGGAGGCCCAGCUGAGCGAGCUCCGUAGUGAGAUGGAGGCUCAGAACCGGGAGUACAAUAUGCUGCUGGACAUCAAGACGCGGCUGGAGCAGGAGAUCGCCACCUACCGCAGCCUGCUUGAGGGCCAGGGUGCCAAGAUGGCUGGCAUUGGCACCAGGGAAGUUUUCCUGGGAGGUGGUGGCGGUGACAGCAGCAGCAGCAGCAGCAGCAGCAGCAAAGUCCGCAUCAAUGCAGAGGAGUCAGUGGAUGGGAAGGUAGUGUCUUCCCGAAAGAGAGAAAUCUAA